Messenger RNA from Amyelois transitella, 4040 nucleotides. Its product is annotated as lysine-specific demethylase 4A. Bases 350 to 3529 code for a protein of 1059 amino acids. NCBI's taxonomy places the organism in Eukaryota, Metazoa, Arthropoda, Insecta, Lepidoptera, Pyralidae. Gene Ontology annotation, molecular function: histone H3K9 demethylase activity; histone H3K36 demethylase activity. Gene Ontology annotation, biological process: chromatin remodeling. The transcript has 5 exons. The record is from RefSeq and is a predicted model, not a curated record. Gene Ontology annotation, cellular component: nucleus.
AGUCGAAGCUUCAUAAGCCAAAAGAAAGUUGUUGAUAUUUCGAAUCCCUAGUAAUUUGUGUCUACGUGACCUCGAUACACUUACGCGACUUCGAGUGUAUUUCGAUUUGUGUGUGAAAGAUUUUUGUUGCAAGCGAGCGCAUCGCAUCCAUUCGCGUCGGCCAUUUUAGUAAUAAUGUUUAUAAAUGAUUACGAAAAUAUAAUUGUGUGUUUUUAAUUUUUCUAAUGAAGUAAUCAGUUCCCGUAAUUCGAGUUGGUGAAAAUAAAAGGAUUGAAGUGUUGGCCAGAAUGGUGUAAUAGAGUGAAAUUGUUGCGAGUUGAUUUUGUGAAUCGCGUGUGAUUUUAAAAAGAUGAUGUCUGCUGCCGGCGAGGAUGCUGGGUGCUCUUCUGGGGGCGUCUCCAUUCAAGUGUUUCGCCCAACAUGGGAAGAGUUCAAGGAUUUCAACAAAUACAUCCAAUAUAUGGAGUCUAAAGGAGCCCAUAAGGCUGGGCUCGCAAAAGUGAUUCCACCACCAGAAUGGGUGCCUCGUAAGUCUGGGUAUGACUUGGAUCAGCUCAAUGUGACCAUUCCGUCGCCGAUAUGUCAGGUGGUAACCGGCAAACAAGGUUUGUUUCAGCAGAUAAAUAUUCAGAAGAAGUCUAUGACUGUUAAGCAGUUUGCCGUGAUGGCGAACUCCGCCAAGUAUUGUACACCGCGCCACUCGAGUUUCGAUGACUUGGAGAGGAAAUAUUGGAAGAAUGUGACUUAUGUUGCUCCAAUUUACGGAGCAGAUGUGAACGGUAGUAUCACAGACCCGGACGUUCAAGAAUGGAAUAUAAACCAUUUGGGCACAAUCCUCGACUUCGUAAACUCUGAUUAUGGGAUAGAAAUUGAUGGUGUGAACACUGCAUACUUGUAUUUCGGUAUGUGGAAAACAACUUUUGCCUGGCACACGGAAGAUAUGGAUUUGUAUUCCAUAAAUUACUUGCAUUUUGGAGAUCCUAAAACUUGGUACGCUAUCCCUCCCGAACAUGGUAAGAGAUUUGAGAGAAUCGCUGCAGGGUUCUUCCCAACAUCGGCUAAAACCUGUGCCGCAUUCCUAAGACACAAAAUGACAUUGAUAUCUCCUCAGAUACUGAAACAAUACUCUGUGCCCGUUAAUAAAAUUACACAAGAAGCUGGUGAAAUUAUGAUUACGUUCCCAUAUGGCUACCACGCUGGGUUCAACCAUGGGUUUAACUGUGCCGAGUCAACAAAUUUUGCAGCUCCGAGAUGGGUUGAAUACGGCAAACGUGCAACACAGUGCACUUGCAGCAAUGACAUGGUUAAGAUAUCCAUGGACACAUUUGUGAAAAGAUUCCAACCAGAUCGUUAUGAACUAUGGCUCAAAGGUCAGGACAUUGGCUGCCACCCAGAACAGCCUGAAAAGAUGGUGCCAGCCCCUCACCCAUCAGGCCAGGAUAUCCUCUGUAAUAAAAAUAAUACUGAACUACCAGAGUCCUUCAUCGAAGCUGAAGUGGAAGGUCUAAAGAAAAAGAAGAGGCAUCCACUGCAUUUGAAACGGGCGAUGGCCAGUAAAAGCAUAUCUGAAGGGGCUAUUGCUGUGUCCAUCCUGGGGCAUGACGUGAUGGAUGAUGAUGAAAUGACCAUGGCAGAGGGUGACCUAGAUAUGAUGACUUCAAUGAAAAGGCCCAUUUUGCCCAUGGAACCAGAUGACACGCAACUGGAUGCUCUAGAAGAUAUCUGGUUGAAAGGUGAUGAAAUGGAUCCUUCCGAAGCCCAACUACCAGAUACUGGGUACAUGGACUCAGAUAAGGAUUCAGAUUAUGAGGAACCCAAAUCUAAAAAGAAAUCUAAGAAAAAACGCGAAGACAGCACUUCUAAGAAAGAAAUUAGGGUGAAGAAGGAAAAAGGAGAGAUUGACAAAGCUGCUACCACAGAUGGUGGAGAAGAAAAAAAGAAAGAGAAGGCCACUCCUAAAAAAGGAGGCAGGAAGGUCAAAACAAAGAAGUUGUCUGAAGAACAGCUCGAGGAUAUGGCUGCAGUAGUGUCCAAUUGGGAAUCGCCACCUCAUGAGGAAGCAUCUGCCACCAGUCCAGCUGAAAAGAAAGAACCUGAUCCACUGUCUGUUACAGUUCCUGCCCCCCCUAUUGUAGCAAAGGAAGUCCCAACAAAGAAGAAGGAACCAAAGAAACGAAAAUCUUUGGAAAAAGUUGAGAAACCGAAAAAGGAAAGAGUUAAAAAGGAACCCAAAGUCAAAGAGCCGAAAAAGACUGAUGAAGAAGGCAAGAAAGAGAAGAAGCCACGUAAGCCUAGGACACCGAAAAAGGUACCCAAUUUCCAAUACAAUUCACCUAUUGAACCUAUUAUGCAAAGGCAACAGAAAGCAUAUCAAUCGCCUUUCUCAAGAAAUGAAACUCCGGGGAGCAUGUCUGUAACAGCGUCCAACACUGCCACUGGUACCACCGCCAAACCGACUACCAGUACCAUGGUCUCAACACUAAAAUCUUAUCAACACCCAUCUUCAUCUUCCUCUAAUAAAACCAGCCCACCGAAAUCGCCCACAAAAACAUAUUCUAGUUUACUACUCGAUGCUAAUCUAAGAGUACCAGCGAUAGUUCCUCCGGUAGACAAGAACCCAAAUGCUUUCCAAGGUGAAUUCCAAAAGUUCAUGGCCAACAAACCACAAAUAACACCGAGUCCACCGCCACAGAGACACUGUAGAAGUAUACCGAAACCGAAAACUAAAUCAGUACCAAAACAUGACAAGGUUGUAGUAGAGCCCCUGGAUUCACAAGAAGUGGACUAUCCGAUGCCGGUAGGGCAGUACAAUGACAGUAUAUUCCUAAAUCAGGCUCCGUUAGACUACAGAAUGUACUCGGAUCCGAAUCAGAGACUCCAACCGCAGCAACAGCAGCCUGAACAGCGGUGGAGGAACGACCAGUCAUCACACUACGCCCAGAACACCUUAUUAAACAUCCAACAAAUGUACGGACAGAUGAACACAGAUUACUAUAGAAGUCCCUACCAGUCCCCAUGGUACAACUAUCAGGAAUACCAAGCAUGCCUGAACGUGCUGACGAAGCAGGAGUCGUCUCCGAGCGUGGAGAAGGAGGAAGUUAAGGUUGAAGUGGAGAGGUUCAUCGACCUCGCGCGCCAAAUGGAGGCAUUUUUCUUGCAAAAGAGAUUCCUUCUGUCAGCGAUGAAGCCUGAGUUGCUGGUGAAGGAAGACAACAACGAGCUGAAAUGUGAGCUUCAGAGGAAGGAGGAACUGCUGAAGAGGCAUUACGACAAGAUAAGUCAGUGGCAAAACCUGCUCGCCGAUUUACAGGGUCACACAGUAUACAAGCAAGGGUCCCAGCCGUCCAUCCAACAGGCCGCCUCGUCGCCCCGGCAGCCGCCGAGCGUGCAACAAAGCGUUCAGGCGCAACAGAUAGCAGCAGCGGCGGCUGCGCAACAGGCCGCGUUGCAGCAACAAGCAUUACAGCAACAACAGGUACCGCGCCCCGCGCUCCCCCCCGCGUACCCCGCCACCGUCCCGAGGCGGUAGCGACUAUGUUUUUUUUUUCUUUUUGAUUGUGGCAAUCGAAACGUAUGAGUUACAUACAUACAAACAUAUCAUCAUCAAAAGACUGAAAGGCCACGUUAAGCUGUUAGGUUCAAUAAUAGAAUUGAGAUUCAAAUAGUGACAGGUUGCUAGCCCAGCGCCUUAAACGGUAAUCCCAGUAUGUAGCCUAUCCCUUAUUCGCCUCUUACGACAUCCAUAGGCAAGAGUGGUCCUAUUCUUUUUUCUAAUGGUGCCGGGAACCACACGGCAUAACAACAAAUUUUAUUCAGACAAUUUGCCUGAUAUUUAAAGUCACCCGAUAUUGUAAUAGAAGAAUAUUAAAUAUGUAAUAGUAAGUCGUUGACCAGAGCCAAAACUAAAAAUUACUUAAAAAAUAUUUAUAUUGCAAAACAACGUUUGCCGGGACAGCUAGUUUUGUAUAAAAAAUUAAGUAUUCCAUAUUGUUAGUAUGUAAGUCGUAAUUAUAAAUAACAACAGCAGGUUAUUCUCAAAA